Messenger RNA from Neltuma alba, 1438 nucleotides. RefSeq names its product leucine carboxyl methyltransferase 1 homolog. The transcript has 13 exons. The record is from RefSeq and is a predicted model, not a curated record. Gene Ontology annotation, molecular function: methyltransferase activity. Gene Ontology annotation, biological process: methylation. NCBI's taxonomy places the organism in Eukaryota, Viridiplantae, Streptophyta, Magnoliopsida, Fabales, Fabaceae. Bases 342 to 1271 code for a protein of 309 amino acids.
UUUCUAUUUUAUGGUUUUGGUUUGUGUCAAUUUACAUUGUGGGUUGUAACCAAAGUAAAGGACAAUCGAAUGUGGCUAUUUGAUGUAAUGUUUGUUUCUCUUAGCAUAUUGGCUUGGGAAGCUUUUUGUUUGUUUUCUCUUUUUCCUAUUCUGUUAGCGUGGUUCUUGUGAAGAACGUGCAUUUGGAUUUUUCUGACAACAAUAUGGCGUUGAAUUUACUGCUCUGAGAUCAAUUUUUGCUUGCUGCGCUAAGAAGUUUGAUCCUUGUUCUUCUCACCACCUCCCUUGGGUGAUCUGUCUUGUUUCUUCUUGUUGGAGUUUGCAGUUUCUUGUCUUUUUCCAUGUCCUGUGUGAAGAAGGGAUACAUGAAAGACGACUACAUUCAUUUAUUUGUCAGAAGACCAGUGAGGAGAUCUCCAAUUAUUAAUCGUGGUUACUUUGCUCGUUGGGCUGCUUUUCGGAAACUUCUCUAUCAGUUUCUUGAUGCUGAGAACGAGACAGAUAAAGACAAUCCAGUAAAGAAGCAGAUAUUAUCACUUGGAGCAGGCUUUGACACAACAUAUUUUCAGUUGCAGGAUGAGGGGAAGGCACCGCAUCUAUAUGUGGAAGUUGAUUUUAAGGAGGUAACUUGUAAGAAGGCUGCUCUUAUUCAGACUUGCGGUCAAUUAAAGGACAAAGUUGGAGCAACAACAGUUAUAUCCGCGGAGAAAGGAGAAGUGUUGAGUGAUCACUACAAACUUCUCCCUGUUGACUUGCGUGACAUAGAAAAAUUGAAUGAUAUUAUAACUCUAGCUGAUAUGGAUCCAAGUCUGCCAACUUUUAUAAUUGCAGAAUGUGUUCUGAUAUACUUAGAUCCAGAUUCAACUCGUUCAAUUGUUGGUUGGGCUUCCCAAACAUUUAAGACUGGAGUAUUUUUCCUUUAUGAGCAGAUCCACCCUGAUGAUGCUUUUGGGCAGCAAAUGAUUAGAAAUUUGGAGAGUCGAGGAUGUGCACUCUUGGGUAUAUAUGCUACCCCAAACUUGCUUGCAAAGGAAAAAUUGUUUCUGGACCAAGGAUGGCAGAGAGCUGUUGCAUGGGAUAUGCUUAGAGUAUAUAGUGACUUUAUUGAUGCUCAUGAAAGGCGCAGGAUUGAACGGCUGGAACUAUUUGACGAAUUUGAAGAGUGGCAUAUGAUGCAGGAGCAUUACUGUGUGGCUUAUGCAAUCAAUGACGCCAUGGGUCUUUUUGGGGAUUUCGGUUUUCCUAAUGACAGUAAUGUUGUUAAUUCCUGAUAAAGCACCAAAGCAUGCUCCAACGCAUAGAAUACCUUAAUUCUCGGGCCAUGUGGUUGUGUUCUGACCUUCAGCAUGGUCUGAUGACAGUCAAGGUUGUAGGAUGGGGUCAGUUAAAAGGAUGUCUCUGAGCUACUAGUUAUCAUCACAACAUACAGGCAAAGGAU